AAUGAUUCACAUUAUAUUUAUAUGAAAUAAUAAAGUGUUGCGUUUUCGCGGAAGAAAGAGGAACUAACGUUGAGAAAAUACGUACAGCUAUCUAGAGUAAGAUUUUAGUCUAUGUCCUCCCUCUUGCUUUGAAACAGGAAUACGUGUGGACACCUGUGCGUACGGCAAGCAGCAACCGUCUGUAUACGUGAGAGUGCAUGCGUGGGUGUCAUAGCAGGCGUUUCUUUAUCAAUAGAGAAAUGGUGCUCCCGCCUUGAGUGUUUCUUGAAUCGGCAAGUGUGAAUUUCUCAGUGAAAACUUGUGUCGGAAUUGAUUAAAAAAAAUUAGUGUUAUUAAAUGUAACCUGAAAAGCGUAUCUGUUUGUCGAAAUUGAACGUACAACUUGAUUGAUACAUGCACGCCAAACGUCAAAGGAAGGGAAAGAUAACAAAAACAUCUGUAUUGUUAACAUAAUAGAUACAUAAGGAUGAAAAAUAAUCGCGUCUUAAUAAUCGUAGAAAUCACGAUAGAGGGAUCUUUACUACCGGAAGCGUCAUGCUACUUCAUUUAACCGUUGAAGAUCCAUGAAAAUCUCUCUCAUGCGACAUCAUUUUUAUUCGAUUUCAAAGAACAAAAACUAUAUAUAUGAAAAAUUAUAUAUGAGUUAGUUACUCUGAUUGUUCAUCCGUUUGCCUGGUCGUCCACCCCUUCCAAACCGUCCUGACACAACGUUUAACGGGUGUAUAAAAAGAAUAAACAUGAUGGCGGCGUGAGAGAGAUAGAUAAGUGAGCAAGAGAAGGGAGAAGAAGAGAAAGAGAGAGAGAAAGAAAGAAAGAAAGAAAGAAAGAGAAGUCAGCCAGCCAGCUAGAACCAGCCAACCAGUCAGUGUGCCAGAAGCGACGAACUUUGUUUCGUGCUAUCUUUGUCUCAAUGAAAAAAAUUUAUCGUUCCUGAAUAUCCAUCUAUUUUUUUUGCAUUUAUCCGCUUUUAUAAAAUCAAAUAAAUCAACGAGAACAAUAAGUUUUUAUAAUUAAUGCUGAGAGAACGUUUCGCUUGUAAACAGUUAUCAAGGUGCGGCCACGUUCAUCGUGUUCGCGGUGUUUGCUUCGAUUUUCAUGCAUGCGGGGUCCACGACCGAGCGUGUGAGAAAUUCAGCAUAUCUGAACGUCUGGUAACACGGUGGCUUGAUUUCGAUUUUCUAGUGUUUUCGUAGAUGAUAAAAUGAUAUUUCACAGCCGGAAAUAUCCUAUAUGAUUCGAUGCCUUCUGAUAAGAAUCAUUCGUUGAAUUAUAACACGAGGAAACUUUGUUUGAAUUAAUAUAAUCUGAAUGAUUUAAAGACAAAGCCCAGGAAACGCGAUGUUGACGCAUGUAAAUAAAACAUAUGAUUAGAUGAAUAACUGCCCGAGAAGACUUAAGAAAUUGCUCUUUUUUAAUUAAUUCAUCGUAUAAGCAAAUUCUGCAUUUAAAAUUUACUGAACUGAAUUGAAUCUAUAGCUAUUAAUAGAAUCGAAAAGGCAUUUAUAACAAUUGAAUAAUUCUCCAUCGAUUAUUAACUGUUAUUUGAUGAGGAUCCAUUCAAAAACGAUUUAUUUUUGAAUAUUUUUUAUGGCAAAUAAUUCGAAUCGAAUCGUAUAUGGCUAUUUUGAUUAACGGUAAUUAUGCUUCAAGAGAGGUGAAUUUCGUUGAGUGUGAAAAUCUAUUAUACGAAGGACGACAACGCUAUUAUUUCGUCAAAGAUUGACAUCGAGACGUUCGAGAAAUUCAUCUGUUUAAGGGAAUAGAAUAUUCGAUGGAGCGAAAUCGUCCGUGUUGGCCGGCCUGGUGGCAAUAACCUCCAGUCAGAGAGGUGGCAGACAGUUUUCGCACGAUGCGUUUGCCCUCGUGCGCGAUAGAUUAUAAAAUUAGACGUUCGAAACUUCGUACGAAGGAAAAAAGAGCAAAAAUACAUGAUUCUCAUGCGGUAAAGAAGGUGGAGACACUGACUGGUGAUAACGAACGAAGGGUCAAGCGACGAAAGGAAUUAAUACAAGUCGGAUGAAUAAUUUCGAGGGAGGUAGACAGCUGUGCAUAGUCAGAAGUGACGUCAGUCGCGUUGGGUUCAUAGUUCCUCUUAUUUUUCUCACUCGGAGCUGCGUAUAGAGACCGCGUGCGAAGGGGCGACAAUGAAAGCAGCAAAUAAACGAAAAUAAAGAAAGAGCACGUCAAUGACCAAGCGAAAAUAAGAAAAAAUACAAAGUCAAGUUUUCGAUGAACGAUAAUUAUCUAACUCGCACUCGUUACGUAGUGAAAAGAAUCAUCACAAUUUCUAGUCUGUUGCAUUUACAUCGAGAAAUCUUUUUUUUUCAUUUCUCGACGAAAUAUUUUUAAAUCGAUUCUAUUUCAAAUUGCACGUGCUAUGUAUCAUCGCCAUCGUGGAUCGAAACACGUUCGAUGCGCUCUUGUAACGAUGCGCAUUUAUCGAGCACGCAUCGCAGACUGUUCGUAACGCUUCGUCUUAGAAGAUUUGAUAAUUUCGUUAAAUAAUUAUCGUGCGAAGAUAACAACGAAAAAAAAAAAAAAAGAAAAAGAAAAAGAAAAGAAAAGAAAAAAGUAGCAUUUCAUAAUUCAGUAGUUUAUUUUAAACACUGAGAAUGAGACUGAGAUACAAUUAUUAAAUCUUUUAGUCGAUUAAUUUAUUUGAGGCGAACGAGUUCGUUGAAAAGUAAUUACGGAAUCGGCAAGUUUGACCAAAUUUACUUCUAUAUUAUAAAUAUUACAUACAGAUAUAAUAAACUAAAUUGAUAUAAAUCUGCAAAUCUUCUUAGAACAAGAGAGAUCGAAGUACGACGAGCAAUAAAUACGAUUGCUUUUAAAAUUAGGAUAUUAAUCUCAACGAACCAAUAUGUUUUUUAUCCAAACGACAAUACAUCGUGGCACGUUAGAACGAACGAUAUUAGUUGAAAUUGCAAAAGAAGAAAGAUAUUGAGGGAAAUAAAAAAGGAGCGUUCGCGAUCGAUGCACUUCACCCUGUUGAAUUGUAUCUGUACGAGUGGUCAUCCAAUGGUUGCUUAUUUCGUUUUCUUUGAUACGCGACCUAACGGUCUGUCCGAGAAGAAACGACACACGCUUCAAUAUCAUCGUCAAAUGGACACAAAUGACUAGCUUAACAUUAUCUUCGAGCACGUUCGAGAUGCCCCGGUCCAGAUCAAAACUGUUCGUACCCGCGAACGCGAUCUCAACACAGACGUACAACACACCAUCAAGUGAGAACAAUCAUCUGCCACCCUUGAAGGGUAGCACAUUGGCGCUGAAGCAGCCUGCCAGUGAGUCGUCGCCUAGCUACUUGACCCGAACCAGUCACAUGGCCGGUACUCAUCUUCCGAGUUUAAGUUCCAGCGCCAACAACAGCUUGCUCAGCCUGACCGGGAACUCCGAUAGCUUGAACCUGAGCCUGAGUUCGCACACGAGCCACAACUCGAGCCACAACUCGAGCCAUAAUUCGAGCCACAAUUCGAGUCAUAAUUCGAGUCACAACAAUUCCAGUCAUAACUUCACUCAUAAUUCCAGUCAUAAUUUCAGUCACACCACCGCUCACGAGUCGCAACAACACGCGCAAUCGAAUAGCCAAUCAAGCACCGCGUCAGUGGUGAAGAAUGGAUGUUCGAACGGAAGUUCCUGCGGCAGCGGUAUCCGCAAGCCGAAGACUAUCAUCGCCACACCGGACGUCGUGUUGAAGAUCUACGUGGACAAGCUGACGCCGUACGAGCACCACGAGAUUUUCAAUUAUCGGCAUAUUUAUUUCAUUGGGGCGAACGCGAAGAAGAGGCCAGGGAUAAUCGGUCGACCUCAUAACAAUGGCUACGACAACGAACAUGGUUCCUACAUCCACGUGACGCAUGAUCACGUGGCCUAUAGGUACGAGGUGCUGAAGGUGAUCGGUAAAGGUUCGUUCGGUCAGGUUGUAAAGGCGUACGAUCACAAAAAGCAGGAGCAUGUCGCCCUGAAGAUGGUGAGGAACGAGAAGAGGUUCCAUCGUCAGGCGCAGGAGGAAGUGAAGAUAUUGAGGAAGCUACGCGAACAGGAUAAGGACGACACGAUGAAUAUCAUUCAUAUGUUCGAUUCGUUCACGUUCCGUAACCAUAUGUGCAUCACCUUCGAAUUACUCGGUAUUAAUCUGUACGAGUUGAUCAAGAAGAACAAGUUCCAGGGGUUCAGCAUGCAGCUUGUGAAGAAGUUCGCGCAUUCGCUGCUACAGUGCCUCGAUGUUCUCUACAAGAACAGGAUCAUACAUUGCGACAUGAAGCCGGAGAAUGUUCUCUUGAAGCAGCAGGGACGCAGUGGUAUCAAGGUGAUAGACUUUGGUUCGAGCUGCUACGAGAACCAACGCGUCUACACGUACAUUCAAAGUCGCUUCUAUCGCGCGCCAGAGGUGAUCCUGGGCGCGAAGUACGGAAUGCCAAUCGACAUGUGGAGCCUCGGUUGCAUCUUGGUGGAGCUGGUUACCGGUUUCCCGCUGCUGCCAGGCGAAGACGAGUCCGACCAGCUGGCCUGUAUCAUCGAGUUGCUAGGCAUGCCUCCGCCUCAGCUGUUAGAAUCCGCGAAACGGUGUAGGCAGUUCAUCAGCUCCAAGGGUUAUCCACGCUAUUGCACCGUUAUAACCAUGUCCGACGGUUCGAUCGUGUUGAACGGCGGUUUCUCGAGGAAAGGCAAAGACCGUGGCCCACCCGGGUCCAGGGAUCUGAGGCAGGUAUUGAAAAAUUGCGACGACCCGUAUUUCCUCGAUUUCAUUCAUCGCUGCCUGAAGUGGGACCCGGAACAGCGUAUGACGCCCGGCAAAGCGUUGAAACACAGAUGGCUGCGCCGUAGAUUGCCAGAGCUUCCAAAGAAAACGAACGACGCUUUGCCCGCGUUGCCGGCUGCCUCCGCGCCGCCCACCUCCGCUUCCGGCCUCCGUACUUCCGCGUCCGGUAGCAAAAGUUCGACCAAGUCGAGCACGUUGCAGUCGACCAACAAUACGGAGAAUAAUACGAACAAGGUGAAGCAGUUGAACGACAUCUUCCAUACCAUGUCUACCAUAUACUCGGCAUUGCAACGUAACGACGGUGGAAGAGGAAGAGGAAGGGAUCAAACGGUGGCGAGCAAUCAUCAAGCGACCGUCAGCAGUCAUCCGUCGCUGAACUCUAUUAGUGGUGAUGCUAGUAGUGGUGGUGGUGGUGGUGGUGGUGGUGGUGGUGGUGACGGUAGUAGCAGUAGUACUAGUGGUAGUCAACAGCAAUCGCAGCCACAGCAACAACAACAGCAGCAACAACCGCAACAACAGCAGCCUCAACAGCAGCACAGUCAUCAAACGAAACAGCAGCACAACAACGGCUCGCACGGAUCUCACGGGUCCCAAGGGUCGCAUGGUUCUCAUGGAUCCCACGGAUCCAACGGAUGGAGCAUAUCGUUUCUCGAGUGGCUCGAGACGGUGGACAAUGAUUAGCAAGGACAUUAUCGUGGAACUGAGACGAUUCAUCGAAACACGAGAUCGCUCUUAUUACUUUUUUCUAACACGUUUACCGAUGUUGCCGUGAUCGCCCGUGACCUCGUGUCUCGAUGAUUUGUCUCAGAUCGACUGACUAUCUUGAUGAUGUCGUCUCUCGACACGCGUUGUAAGUACCCGUUGUCGAACGACACCGAGAUAUUAACGGUGUUCCUGCCUGUGUGGUAAUAUGUGGUCGCUCGUUACGAGAAAAAGAUUCCUCGGAGUCAAGGAGAGAGAGAGAGAGAGAGAAAGAGAGAGAGAUAGCAGUGGCCUCAUCUUCGACCUCCGGAUACUACUGUGAUCUACGCGAUAUGUUACUACAAAAAGCGAAAAGCGAAAAAAAAAGAAAAAAAAGAAAAAACCGAAAAAAAAUGAAAAAAAAAAGGAAUAACGACAAAGAGAACUGAAGCUGAAGGGGGUGAAGGAACUGGGAAAAAAUCAAUCGCGAUACCUCGAAUCAUGUACCUCACCUAGCUUGGCGACGUUGCUUCGCGUUGCUCUCCAAUUUGCUUGUUGUCUCAAGAUCCAUUUCUCGUUUGCUCGAGAGGGAGGAGGGGGUGUGCACGAUCCGGUUGCUUAGUCGGGGACGAUUGCUUUUUAGGCGUUCGUUUUUCCGGCCGAUUACCGGAUUCGCUAAGAUCAGCGCCUCCCUUGUUGUAUACACGUUAACAACGAGUUACGUUCACGCGUCGCAUCCUAAUAUAACGUAAAUAGGAAGGAUAAUAGGCAAUAGGAGGUUAUCGUGCCAAGGGGGAUGGCAAAGAUUUGCGCCAUGUCGAUGAAUCGAUUCUCCCGAGGUGAGAAGUAAUAGUCGAGAGGGUUUAUUUAGUUGACGCGAACCCGACCCCUAUCUCUAUAACUAUAUAUAUAGACACGGGGAAGGAAGGUCGCGCGGCGAACUUCGUUUAUGUGGAUAGAUCUAGACGUUAUAGCGAGGCGCCGCGAUACGACGAGGAGGGUGGCUUUCACGUUCAGCGAGAGAUCUAAUAAUCGGGGGGCAUGGCAUCUCGCUGAAUAGAGUCAUCCAAGAUGGUUUUUAGGUCAGAAGAUUCCACCGUAAUGCUAUCAAUAUCGAGCGGAAGGAAAGGUUGAUUUUCCAUCGAGCGGGCAACCGUUAAUUGUUAAUUAAACGAGGUCAAGUUUGUCCCCCAGUUCGAACGAGGCGUCGAUCGAACGACGUCGAGGAAAAAAAUCACGAUGCUCUUUUUUUUUUUUCCCUCUCUUUCUUCUUUCUUUUUUUGAGAAUACAAAGGAACGAUCAUUGAUAUCGGAUUGAAAGAAACUGAAAUUGAUAAGAUAGGAGUGUGUGGAAUAAUAAUAUAUGUUGCGCGUUUAUGUUUCUUUAUCCGUGUUUGUUAAUUUUUUUUUUUUUUACUUGUUUUUUUUUUAUAUUUAUUUAACAUUUCAAAGCAAAUAUUUAUCCGCGUUAAAUUAUUUCGUGCUAAUACGAACUUUGAUCCUACGAUUCCGCGAGCAAUUCUUUCCCUGUCGGACUAAAAAAAAAAACAGAUUGCGAGGGAAUGAAAAAUGGGAAUCGUGCUUUCGUGGCUUGAUAAACGCACAUGUUAGCAAUUUAUAUGGCUAAUAUUUUUAUGAUAAUACUCGUCCAAUUUUAGAAUUGAAUUAAGAAGACUCGCUCGCAAUCGCUUCAUCCUUGAACUUUCUUCUCGUUCGUUCCUAAUAAUGCGAUUUAGACUAAUUUUUUUUUUUUUUUUAACUUUUUCCAUUUUUCUAAUUCUAAGCAAAUGUUAAUCAAUAUUUUUAAGAUCUUUUAUCGACCAAUAAUAUUUUUUUAAUCUUAAGAUCAUUCGACAACUGCCCCCGAAUUAUUGCAUUACACGUUUCAUAAUUCCUUUUUAUCAGCAUUUACACGUCAUCGAUUCGCACUCGCCAACGAAAGACUCGAGGGUCGUUAUUCUCUUAAUCUUGCAUUUCAUAUCAAUCUCUUGCACAAUGCAUUUAUCGCGAGAAUCGGAUCGGAUCGAAAAACGAUUCGGGAGAUUCGAAUUUCGCGCCUUCGCCGUUUGAACGGAAACUCGCCCCGGGCGAAAAAUUCGUUUUGCGAUUCGAUAUCGUGCGACGAUAGAUUGCCCGAUUUAUUGCAUUUUAACGGGAAUUUUUUCAAAGGAAAACGAUGGUGGGGAACGAUCGAAUCGACAUGCGCAAAUCCCUGGAAGGAAAUCCUUCGAGUGUAAUCCGAUCACGACCCCGGCACAAAGCGAAAUCAUGCUAAUUUUAGUUCGAUAUGGAAUAGAUUGAAGACGAAGAAGGGGGCGAUCCUCGAUUAUAUUAUCGAAAGGAAACGUUGUGAAACGGGAGGAGACGCGUGCGAGAUGUGGAUGAGUGACUAUCACAAGGAGAGAACGAUGACGUAAUAAGCAAGGAUGUGAUGUAUCGAUGAUAAGGGAGGGGAGGGGGAAGAAGAGAACCAUCGAGGCGAAAAAUAAGAAAAGAUGGCGAUAAAUUAGCCAACGAUCAAUUAUGUGAAAAAGGGGAAA
This is a messenger RNA of Apis florea (little honeybee), 7983 nucleotides long. Its product is annotated as dual specificity tyrosine-phosphorylation-regulated kinase 2. Lineage: Eukaryota; Metazoa; Arthropoda; Insecta; Hymenoptera; Apidae. Gene Ontology annotation, cellular component: cytoplasm; nucleus; cytoskeleton. Gene Ontology annotation, biological process: peptidyl-serine phosphorylation; peptidyl-threonine phosphorylation. Gene Ontology annotation, molecular function: protein serine/threonine/tyrosine kinase activity; protein serine/threonine kinase activity; ATP binding. The record is from RefSeq and is a predicted model, not a curated record.